AUGGGUCAAGUCGACUUGUCUCAUUCACAUGAAUCUUCAACUGCUCGGAAUGCAAAUAACACGGAAAGCGAGUUAUCCCACAGGACAAUUCGAGUUGUCUCAUUCAUAUGGAUUUUCAUCUAUUAUACAUUUGAAACAGCAUCUGAAUUAUCAUUAACCGACGUGCGUCACGAUCGACGUUCAAUGAUACCGCGGAUGAUACACGAAUAUCGAGUCAUUUCUAAAUUUGAACUUGUUCUUCAAUCUUCUUUUGUGUCAAUGCUUAUUCAUCAACGAGUUCUGCACAUUUUUUCAUAUAUAGACUUCUGGUGUCAAUUCAAUAACAAAAGAAGAUACUUUAUCAAUCCAUGGUACUUUUCACCUUAUCCUGAAGAAUUGAUAUCGUGUUCAGUUCUUUAUAUUUGCGAAUUUUGUUUGAAAUAUUGUAAAGAUACUGAUGCAUUGAAGCGACAUCGAACAAAAUGCACAUUGACUCAUCCACCUGGUAAUGAAAUUUAUCGUAAUGGAACUAUUUCAUUCUUCGAAGUUGAUGGACGAAAGAACAAAACCUAUUCUCAUCAUCUUUGUCUCUUGGCGAAAUUAUUUCCUGAUCAUAAAACUUUGUAUUAUGAUACAGAUCCAUUUAUGUUUUAUAUUUUAACCGAAUUUGAUGCACAAGGUUUUCAUAUUGUUGGUUAUUUCUCUAAAGAUAAAGAAACCAAUGAAGAUUACAAUUUGUCAUGCAUUUUAACACUGCCACCUUAUCAAAAGAAGGGCUAUGGACAUUUUAUGAUUGACUUUAGUUACACGCUAUCAAAACUCGAAAAUAAAAUUGGUACACCAGAACGGCCACUGUCUGAUUUGGGUUUACUCUCUUAUCGCCGGUACUGGUCGGAAACGAUCAUUGAGGCUUUGUUAAAGCAUCGAUCAAAAGAUGGUGAAAGCGAAUCACCUUCACUUUCAAUCAAUGAUUUAAGCGAAAUAUCUGCGAUUAUGAAAGAAGAUGUUCUUGCUGCACUUCAAAAUUUGAAUAUCAUCCGUUAUCAACAAGGUUCAUAUGUUCUGUCAAUAACAAAAGAUCUGUUCGAUAGUUAUCAAGAUAAACGUCGUUUACGCGUCGAUUCGAAAUGUCUGUUUUGGACACCGAAACUGUCAACUAGACAAAUUAAUCAACUUCAAAACAAAUAA
Messenger RNA from Adineta ricciae, 1167 nucleotides. The record is from the annotation of a GenBank genome assembly. Lineage: Eukaryota; Metazoa; Rotifera; Eurotatoria; Adinetida; Adinetidae.